Molecule: messenger RNA, 968 nt
Organism: Leptinotarsa decemlineata (Colorado potato beetle)
Lineage: Eukaryota; Metazoa; Arthropoda; Insecta; Coleoptera; Chrysomelidae
Product: eukaryotic initiation factor 4A-III
Molecular function (GO): nucleic acid binding; ATP binding; RNA helicase activity
Source: RefSeq, a predicted model, not a curated record
UUGGUUCAUGUGUAGCGACUUUAUAGUUCAUCCAGUUGGCAACAGUGGUGGCGACUUUAUAGUUCAUCCAGUUGGCAAUACUGGGUUCUGUUCUCUCAGCUUUAUACCUGUCUCACAGGAAUUUAAGCUUAUGUGCUAGUGUCUGGAAUAAGACUUAGUUUUCAUAUGUUGUGAAUUGUGAACUAUCAUUUUGUGGGAAUUGAAGUCAAAACGAAUAGGCAUUUUUAAACUCACAUAUCAGUUACUGCUAUAAACGAAAAAUGGCUGGUGCUACUAAAAGGGCAGCUUCAGUUUUUGAAGACCUCUCUAAUGUGGAAUUCGAGACAAGUGAAGAUGUGGAAGUUAUCGACAAGUUCAAGAAUAUGAAUCUUAAAGAAGAACUCCUCAGGGGAAUUUUUGCAUAUGGAUUUGAUAAGCCAUCUGCUAUUCAGCAGAGAGCUAUAAAGCCAAUUAUGAAAGGAAGAGACGUGAUUGCACAGGCUCAGUCUGGUACUGGUAAAACUGCGACGUUUUCAAUCUCCAUUCUACAAUCUCUAGAUCUUACAAUGAGAGAAACUCAAGUUUUAUGCUUGUCCCCAACUAGGGAAUUGGCAGUUCAAAUUCAAAAAGUAAUUCUAGCUUUAGGAGAUUUUAUGAAUGUUCAAUGUCAUGCUUGUAUUGGUGGCACAAAUUUAGGAGAAGACAUAAGAAAACUAGAUUACGGACAACAUGUCGUCAGUGGAACACCAGGAAGAGUGUAUGAUAUGAUUCGUAGACGAGCACUACGAACUAGAUCUGUGAAAAUGUUGGUAUUAGAUGAAGCUGAUGAAAUGUUGAACAAAGGAUUCAAAGAACAAAUUUAUGAUGUUUAUCGAUUUCUUCCACCCUCUACACAGGUUGUUUUGAUAUCUGCAACUUUACCUCAUGAAAUUUUGGAGAUAACUUCUAAAUUUAUGACAGAUCCAAUUCGUAUACUGGUAAAACGGUAG